CAUUGACCGGGCAUAUUUAAUCCAUGAUUUUUACACCUUUAAUGAAAUUAAAGUGAUCGUCUCACAGCACCAAGUCAGAAAAUAAAGGAACCAACCAUGUUUGCUGGGAGCCCAAAAAAGAAAGAUGAGUGCGCAACAGCAAUAUAUCAAAAGAAAAGAGACGGGGUUGGUGGCCGGAGGAAGCAUCAUAGGCUUUGGACUAUUGCUGAGGUUAAAAAAUUAGUUGAUGGUGUCGCUGAGUAUGGUGUUGGAAGAUGGAGUAGGAUAAAAAAGAUUUACUUUCCUGCAUCUGCCCAUCGUACCUCUCUAGAUCUCAAGGACAAAUGGCGAAAUCUUUUGAAAGCAAGCGGUUUGCAGGGACGACACAAUGAACAGGGAGAGAAGAAGCGCAACGUGGCAUGGCGGCCUCUGCCAAAGUCCAUCUUGCUGCGCGUUUGUGAAUUGGCGGCAAUGCACCCUUAUCCCAAGGGCGGGAAACCGAAGACGGGACUUAUUCGCCAUGUUUCUCCAGAUAAAAGUACCGAUAUUACAUUGAGCGACUAUAGAAGGAUCUUACGAAGUAUUAGCGGUAGUUGAUCUUUCUGUUCUGUUUGUAUCAUCAAUAGAGGGGUUAGGCCAUUUCCUGAACUGACUGUUUCUUCAGACACAUCUAACGGAUCGAUAAGCAUCCUACGUUUUUGGAA
Salvia splendens (bonfire salvia) is the source of this 683-nucleotide messenger RNA. Its product is annotated as telomere repeat-binding protein 3-like. The record is from RefSeq and is a predicted model, not a curated record. The transcript has 3 exons. The coding region runs from base 97 to 576 and encodes 159 amino acids. Lineage: Eukaryota; Viridiplantae; Streptophyta; Magnoliopsida; Lamiales; Lamiaceae.